AUGAGUCUUGCGGCCCCUGAGCCAAAGACUGUUUCCGCACCGGAGCUCUCGGGCCAAUUGGUCGAGCUUUUGGAGAAGCACAACCUCGCGCUUGAAUUGAAUACACUUCUCAAGAGUGAUAGAUUUCCUCGCGCACCUGUUCUGAUUAGGCGACAAAAUACUACCUCUGGCUCUGGCUCAAAAUCUGGCGGCUCUAGCUCAGGAUCCGGAUCAGACGACGACUCAGAUUCAGAUAGCGGUGGUUCAAGUCGCGUUGGAUUGACAGACGCUCUCGGCGAGUUGGGAGACCUUCUCAAAGCCCUCAAGGCAACAUUGAAGCCUCCCGCGCCCAACCAAAUCAGAAGUCUCCUUGAUAAAGCAGGUCCUUUGCUGGAUCUUGUUGGCGAACUCAACCUCAAGGAUCUUGUCGACCAGCUCAAGGAUGUCGAUAUCGCUGGUAUCGUAUCCAAGAACAUCAACGACUUCGUCAAGCAGACCAAGGGCCUUAUUGGUGACGUCUCGCCUCUUCUCGACGAGCUUGCUCCUCUUCUCAAGAAGCUCACCGGCCUUGAUCUCGAGGGCAUUCUAUCAGCUUUGGACCCACUUCUCAAGAAGGAGUCUAUCCAGGGCAUUACCGUCGAUGAGAUCCAGGGUCUCCUCGGUGAAGUCUCCCCCAUCAUUAAGGACAUUGCCCCACUUCUCGAGCAACUCACCAAGCUCAACCUUGAAGAAGAUGAUUCUAUCAAGGGUAUCUUGAGCUUGCUGAAGAACGCCGAGACUCUCUUGACACCCAAGUUUGUGGACCAGACGCAAGACCUCAUCGGUGCCGCGUCUCCACUGAUCGACAAGUUGAACGAUGUCGAUCUCAAGGGUAAGGAGGCCAUCCAAGGACUUGUCGGACUGCUUAACAACGCAGAAGACUUGUUGACCAAAGAUACCGCGUCUCCCUUAAUUGAGAAGCUCUCCGACAUUGACCUCAAGGGGGUUCUGGACGCGUUGAGCCCCAUCCUGAAGAAGGAGGCUAUUCAGGGUCUCGAUACUGUCAAGAGUAUCAAGACCCUACUAUCACAAGCAUCGCCAUUGAUCGACAAGCUCUCAGAUAUCGAUCUCAAGGGCAAGGAGGCUAUUCAGGGCUUGGAGACUGUGAAGAGCAUCAAGACAUUACUGUCACAAGCUUCUCCUCUGAUCGACAAGCUUGCCGACAUCGACCUGAAGGGUCUUCUCGAUGCUCUUAGCCCCAUCUUGAAGAAGGAGGCCAUCCAGAACCUUGAGACCGUCAAGAGUAUCAAGACCUUGUUGUCCAGCGCCUCACCUCUCAUCGAUAAGUUGUCUGAUCUCGACUUGAAGGGCAUUCUCGAUGCACUUGGCCCCAUUCUCAAGAAGGACGCCAUCGAAGGUCUCGAGACUGUGAAGAACAUCAAGUCUCUGCUUACCAGUGCUGGUCCUCUCAUCAACGAAUUGAAGAAGAUUGAUCUCGCUGGCGACUCCAUCAAGGGUAUCGUUGGAUUGUUGGGUAACGCCGAGAGUCUCUUGACCAAGGACUUCGUCCCGCUCUUGACCAGCCUCGGCAAGAUUGAUCUCAAGGGUCUUCUCGAUGCGCUUGCACCACUGCUUACCAAGGAUUCGAUCAAGGGUAUUGACUUUGUUUCUCAGACCAACUUGGAUGAUGCUGAUCUCAAGGGUCUGCUUGAUCAAGUCGGUCCUCUUCUCAAGGAGGUCGGCAAGCUCAAGCUUCAGGAUAUCAUCAGUGCCGUGGCACCUCUCCUCACCAAGGAUUCCAUCAAUGGCAUCGUUGGACUCCUCAACAAUGCCGAGAACCUCCUUACCAAGCAGUUUGUCUCUCAGACCAAGUCGCUCAUCGGAAAGGCCUCUCCUCUUCUCGACAGUCUUGACAAGGCGGAUCUUGCAGGCUUACUCGACCAGGUUGGUCCUCUGCUCAAGGAAGUUGGCAAGCUUAAGCUUCAGGACAUCUUGAGUGCAGUCCAGCCACUGCUUACGAAGGACUCCAUCAAUGGCAUCGUUGGUCUGCUUGAUAACGCCGAGAACCUUCUCACCAAGGACUUCGUUUCCCAGACCAAGUCUCUCAUCUCGAAGGCUGGACCAUUGAUCACUAGCGUGUCCAAGCUCAACCUUGAGGACCUGCUUGACCAAGUUGAACCGCUGCUGAAGAUGCUCGGCAAGCUUGAUCUCGAGGGCAUUCUCGGCGCUCUUGCGCCUCUUCUCACCAAGGACUCAAUCAAGGGCAUCGUGCGCCUCGUUGAUAACGCUGAGAAUCUGUUGACAUCGAAAUUCGUCAACGAGACUCAGACGCUUAUCUCUGGCGCUGUUCCCCUGAUCUCCUCGCUAGAGGAUGCUGAUCUGCCCGAAUUGCUGGACCAGGUAGGCCCUCUGCUGAAGGAGAUUGGCAAGAUCGAUCUCGUCAAGCUCGUCAAGAAGCUCUCACCUCUUCUCGAUGAGAUCAGCGACUUGGACAUCAAGGGUCUCUUCGACGCACUUGCGCCGCUACUCUCACCCAAGGGAGUCAAGGGCAUCAUGGAUCUUCUUGGCAACGCUGAGGAUCUUCUCACGCCCAAGUUUGUCAAUCAGACUCAAACGCUUAUUGGUGAAGCUGUACCGCUCGUGGAAGCACUUGGUGAUAUCGAUCUCAAGAAGCUCAUCAAACAGCUCCAGCCUCUUCUUGAGGCCCUCGGCGAGAUUGACUUGGGUGAUCUCAUCAAGAAGGUCAAGCCACUUCUCAAUGCUAUCAUGAAGAUCGAUCUCGUCAAGCUGGUUAACAAGCUUCUGCCGCUACUUGAUACUCUGGAUGACAUUGACCUUGACGGCUUGCUCAAGGCGAUCGAGCCUCUCCUUACGCCAAAGAGUAUCAAGGGCAUUGUCGGUCUCGUUGACAACGCGGAGGAUCUCCUCACAGCCAAGUUCGUCAACCAGACACAGACCCUCAUUUCGGGCGCAGUACCAUUGAUUGAGGUCUUGAACAAGCUCGACCUUGAGGAGCUCUUUGAGAUUAUUGAGCCUUUGCUCAAGGAGCUGGACGGUCUUGACCUCACUGGUCUUGUCGACGCUGCCAAACCUCUGCUCAAAGCCCUCAAGAAGAUUGACGUUCAGGAGAAAGUGAGGGGAAACGAUCAUGUGCCGGAUCUUCUGCCCAUCACUUAUCAGAUUCGAGUCUGGUUCGUAUUCACACCCUGGCACCCCCGGUCCUUUAGUUCUAUACCCCGCUUGCAGAUCAGAAUUUCCAGGACGGCACCAGCUGGGAUGGGCCUGAGAGAACCUACAGCGGCGGGCGCUGAUACUUCUGCGCCUGCAGAGACGACAAAUGCUGCUGGCGAACAGAACGCGCCGGCUGCUGAUGCUGCCAGCAACGACGCCUCUUCCGACGACCAUGUCCGCGAUGAGAAGGUCGCUCCAGGCCCAACCAAAUGGCAAAAAGUGAAGAGUCAUUUCUGGCGAUACAAAUGGUGGUAUCUCUUAGCUAUCGCUAUUCUUCUCGCCAUUUUACUGCCACUGCUCUUCACUGUCAUCAUUCCCGCAAUCGUCCAAGACAUUCUCAAUGACCAGAAGCUCCCCAUUUACGGCGGCGCUUUACAGGUUAUAUCUCCAACCGAAGUGAACAUGAGUAUCGAGACACAAUUAAAAACGCCAAUCGCUGCGACUCUUAAGCCAGUGGAUCUCUUCCUCUACAGCAAGGAAACGAAGCCCGUGUCCUCAUUCUUCAAGCUUCAAUUCCCUGAAACGCACAUCAAGAGCCACACUAAUGUCACCAUCACCAACCAGACGCUCCUGGUGACAAAUGAGACUGAGCUGACGAAGUGGUUCAAUGUUUUCUUCGAUAAACCCGAUGCUGAGUUGUCGUUAGAGGGAAAGCCUGAGAUUAGGCUUGGCUCUUUGAAGUAUCACCGCAGUCUGAAGAAGACUGUUGACAUUGCUUCUCUCAAUUACCUUGACGGCUUUGCGCUCAAGAGCUUAGACUUUGAUCUGAAUGCCAAUCGGACAUCAAAGAACAACAUGAAGGGAAUGCUAAACAUCCCAAACUCCGGAGUCCUUCGACUUGGACUAGGCAACCUGACAUUCAAUGUCAUGUCGGGCGACAUUAGACUCGGUCUCAUCAACCUCUGGGAUCUGCAGCUCUGGCCAGGCAACAACUCUGUACCGUUCGAUGGCAACUUCUACUUCGACCAGCUGGUUCCCAACCUCUCUGAGAUCCUCGAUAUGCAAAAAGGACCUCUAGGUAACGGCUAUCUGGAGUUCAACGCAACAGGAAACACCACCAUUGCUGGUGGUGAACACAUCAAGUACAUAGAAGGAGUGUUGAACUACAAGCAUAUCAGGUUCACCUUCCCCGUGAUCACUCUGUUGGGUGAUGUCCUUGGUGGCUUGCUGGACGCCAACCAGGGCUCGCUUCUGGAUAUCUUUGGCACUUCGAUUGGAAAUUCGACGUUGCUUGAACACGUCCUGGGACAUUGGGAUAAUAACGGCGAAGGAGGAUCUUCUAAUAAGACUGCAAGGAGUUUGAUGGAGAGGAGUAAGACCAGAGCACCAAAGGCCUGGAUGUGGAGUCUUCUUAAAUUGGGUUUAACGAGGAGGAGCUUAUGA
Fusarium oxysporum Fo47 is the source of this 4572-nucleotide messenger RNA. RefSeq names its product DUF3712 domain-containing protein. Gene Ontology annotation, cellular component: fungal-type vacuole membrane. NCBI's taxonomy places the organism in Eukaryota, Fungi, Ascomycota, Sordariomycetes, Hypocreales, Nectriaceae. The transcript is spliced from 23 exons. The coding region runs from base 1 to 4572 and encodes 1523 amino acids. The record is from RefSeq and is a predicted model, not a curated record.